Diospyros lotus (date-plum) is the source of this 1952-nucleotide messenger RNA. Its product is annotated as probable ADP-ribosylation factor GTPase-activating protein AGD6. The transcript has 3 exons. Bases 197 to 1639 code for a protein of 480 amino acids. Gene Ontology annotation, molecular function: GTPase activator activity. Gene Ontology annotation, biological process: vesicle-mediated transport. The record is from RefSeq and is a predicted model, not a curated record. Lineage: Eukaryota; Viridiplantae; Streptophyta; Magnoliopsida; Ericales; Ebenaceae.
CCGCACCAUCCCUCUUCUCCCCUCGCAAUCCCUGAGAAAGAGGAAGAAAGGUCGUCCUCAGACGCCUCUCUUUCUCGAUCCAUCCUUCUCUCUCAAGGAUCCAAUAGCUAGCCAUUUUUCUCCAGACAAAGAUAUCAGAUCUUUAGGUUUAUCUGCAGAUCCAAAUCGUCAGGGAUCGAAUCGGACGAUUGCGACAAUGGCGGCAUCAAGACGCCUCCGGGAUCUGCAAUCGCAGCCGGCGAACAAGAUAUGCGUCGACUGCGCGCAGAAGAAUCCGCAGUGGGCUUCGGUUUCAUACGGCGUUUUCAUGUGCUUGGAGUGCUCGGGGAAGCACCGGGGCCUCGGAGUUCACAUCAGCUUCGUCCGAUCGGUCACCAUGGACUCGUGGUCGGAGAUCCAGCUGAAGAAAAUGGAGGCUGGUGGCAACGAGAAGCUUAACGCCUUCCUUUCUCAGUACGGGAUUCCUAAGGAAACCGAUAUCGUCGCAAAAUAUAAUUCUAAGGCCGCGUCUGUUUACCGUGAUCGCAUUCAAGCCCUCGCGGAGGGGCGCCCCUGGCGCGAUCCACCCGUCGUGAAGGAAAAUUUACAGAAACCGCCGUUGAGCGGUGGCGGCGGCAGUGGUACUAAUUUUGGGGGUGGAUGGGAUAGUUGGGAUAGUUAUGACGAGGGAGGAGCCAGAUCGGCUGGUGCUGAUGUGAGGAGAAACCAGUCAGUGAGCGAUUUCAGGAGCACCGGUAGCGGCGGCGGCCGGGGCGGGCCUGCGAGGUCAAAGUCUACGGAGGAUAUAUAUACGCGGUCGCAGUUGGAAGCUUCGGCUGCGAAUAAGGAGACCUUUUUUGCGAGGAAAAAGGCGGAAAACGAGUCGCGGCCCGAAGGUCUGCCGCCCUCGCAAGGUGGGAAGUAUGUAGGUUUUGGGUCGAGUCCGGCCCCAGCGCCAAGAAAUAAUUCGCAAGGCGAUGUGUUGUCUGCUGUUACGCAGGGAUUUGGUAGGUUCUCUGUGGUAGCUGCAUCUGCAGCUCAGUCCGCGGCCACUGCUGUUCAAGCAGGCACAAAGGAAUUCAGUUCCAAGGUCAAAGAAGGGGGCUAUGAUACCAAGGUGAACGAAACAGUCAAUAUCGUCACGGCAAAAACAACAGAGAUUGGACAGAGGACAUGGGGAAUCAUGAAAGGGGUCAUGGCAUUGGCCUCACAGAAGGUGGAAGAGUACACCAAGGACGGUGUUAACUGGAAGGCUGAUGGGUGGCAAGGAAACGAGAGUGGAGGAAACGGGUACUAUCAGGAGUUUUCACACGAGUCAAAAGGAGGAUGGAAUUCUGGAGGAGGGCAAUCCUCGUCUGGUUCACAUUUUAAUUCUGCCAUUUCGGGCUCUUGGGAUGAUUGGGACAGCAAAGACAAUAGAAAAGGUGAUUCACAUUUUAAUUCUGUUAGUUCAGGCUCUUGGGAUGAUUGGGACCACAAAGACAAUAGAAAAGCCGAACCUGCUAAGGGUGCAGCACCUACCAAUGGGGAUGCCUGGUCCGGUUGGGAUGAUGAAAAAGAUGAUGGAUUUGAUAAUUUUUACCAGAGCGCACCUAAUGUCAAAGCUGUUGGCCAGAAUGGAAAAUCAGAUGACAAGUGGACUGAUGGCGGCUUUCUUUAAGGUUAGUACACUAUGAUCAAAUUUCUUGCCCUUUUUUAUUCCUCUAAUUUUUUUGGGUCAGGACCUCAAUAGAAUUUUCCUUUGCACCCAGUUGGGAAGGAUUUUCUAUCAGAGAAUAGUUUACAUAUAUGUAUAAUUGUGAACACCCGUGGGCUAAAUUGCCCAACACAAGAGGACAUCUGCUUGCGUUGAGUGUGUUGAGGAUUACUGUUUGUGACUUGUGAAUUUAGAUUGCUCUCAAAUUUGUAACUGUAGUUCAAUGGAUUUCUUAUAAUUUCCAUCAAUUGUACUUAUUAUUUUUUUUCUCUUUAAA